Messenger RNA from Chelmon rostratus (copperband butterflyfish), 4524 nucleotides. It is a transcript of the gene samd1b, whose product is annotated as sterile alpha motif domain containing 1b. The record is from RefSeq and is a predicted model, not a curated record. Gene Ontology annotation, molecular function: protein binding; DNA binding. Bases 96 to 2063 code for a protein of 655 amino acids. Lineage: Eukaryota; Metazoa; Chordata; Actinopteri; Chaetodontiformes; Chaetodontidae. The transcript is spliced from 7 exons.
CUGGCUUCCCAGCUUUGACACAGCGUCACUUGUGAAACAACAGAGGGGAAGAAAGACGCACUCGGGCCAAACCCCGUCCGCACCAGCAGGAGAAGAUGUCCGAGCCCAAUAAGUACCGAGAGUGGAUCCUGGAAACAAUCGACUCUCUCCGCUCGAGGAAAGCCCGUCCGGAUCUGGAGAGGAUUUGUCGAAUGGUGCGGAGACGACACGGGUCAGACCCGGACCGAACCAGGACAGAACUGGAAAAACUGAUUCAAGAGCAGACGGUGCUCAAAGUUAGCUACAAGGGCUCCAUAUCGUACCGAAACGCUGCGAAGGUGCAGAGGAAAAGCCGAAAGAAGAGUGAGUUUACGGCCGCUGGCAGCAGCGGCGCGGAGGCAGCGAGGGAGCGGACCAAACACGACCAUCUGAACAACAACGGCGACAGUGCGCACAGCUUCACCGACCAGGAGGAGGGAGAGGAGGACUCCGAGCCCAGCCCAGAUCCCCACACUCACACAUCAGCCAGCGCCGCCGGCAAGAAGCUCAAGCCUGCCUCCAGCCCCAGUAGCGGAAACGGGUGCCUCAGUUGUGGCGCAACAACGGGCUGCGAUGUCGGGAGCGGCUGUAAAGAGGAGAAAGCAAGUGCACCGAGAGACAAGGGAUUAGAGCAGCAGGGAGCGGGGGGCUGCCCGUCGCCCGGCCACAGAACAAGCGCACACGACGGCGGGGAUGCCGGCAGGACAACGCCGAGCAAAGCCGAUGCAGUUCGCGACGGAAAAGAGCCGGGUUUGUCUGGGGCUGACACCCAGAGCAAAACUUGCUCGGGAAGCGUCGGUAGCCUCCCUCAGCAGCAGAAACAGAAGCAGGCAGAGCCCCUCAAGCCCAAACUUCGAGUCGCAGGAGGGGGCACAAAAACAGCGGGGAACCACGCCAACUCCGACCUGGGCGACAGACUGGUGGCUUCUGUUCGCAGCCUGUCCGAGAGGAGCCUCCGGGGGGGCUCCGCCGCCGCGACCAGAGGCCACAUGAAGCCGCUCGGGCUGAAGGAGAUUUUGGGCUAUCUGAGCAGCCAAGAGCGGCUGUCGGAGGAGAAGCUGACCCGAGGCAAAGUCAAAGUGGUCAUGGAGAGAGAGGUGGCGAGGGGCCGGCUGCGCAGGACCCGCUGCGGGAACAUUACUCUUCCUCUGAGGGGGAUGGUGGUGGAGGAGCCCGCUCUGAAGAACGCGUCCGCUGACAGACUUGUUAAGAGCGCACUGCAGGACAAGCACACCGAGAAAAAGCCACCGUUCCCCUCUCCCCGGGAGAGCGAGCCGAUGGAAACAGCCAGCGAAGAAGAGGAACGGGAAGAGAAUGGAGAAGAGGAGGAGGAGGAGGAUCCCCGGAGUUCUGAUGAGGAAGGAGGACUAUCCCCGGUAGCCAUGACAACCGAACCGGAGCUCAUUGAGAAAACCACAGAAGAUGCAGAGAUCCAGACAGCAUCAAAGCAGGAGAGCCCCCCCCAGCAGCAGCACGAUGGCAAAGGGACGUCCGGUCAUGAUCUCCUCACCGUGACGUCGUGUCCACCUGUUCAGGGAGCUUCUCCGUCACAAUGUAACAGUCCACACUUGGAGGAGGAGAGAGCUGCCGUCCCUGAUCAGCUACGUACAGAGAUACAAGGUCAGAUGCAGCGUGACAGAAUCAACCACAGCUCCUCAGGCGUUAGCAGCUUGGAGUCUAAGGCAGAGGUCGGCGUGUCGUCCUGCCUGCUCACACCCACUGCCUCCCCGAGAGACUCCGGCAUGUCUGAGGAGCGAGGGAUGAACGGAGGAGUUAGCAGUGGAGGAUUAAUAAAGUCUGAGGGGGCCAGUGGGAGCCCGGUGGACUGGACAGUGUCUGAUGUGGUCAGUUAUUUCACAGCAGCAGGUUUCCCUGAGCAGGCUGCUGCCUUCAGGACCCAGGAAAUCGAUGGCAAGUCUCUUCUCCUCAUGCAACGUAACGAUGUUUUGACUGGCCUGUCGAUCAGACUUGGCCCCGCCCUCAAGAUCUAUGAGAGACAUGUAAAGGUUCUGCAGAAAACACACUUUGAGGAAGACGACUGCUAACAACAUACACAUGAAGAAGACACAGAGACUCUUAUGUCUGUAUCCACAUAUAGCUCAAGUAAUCAUAUAAAAUGCAUGCAUGAUAUAUAAUACACGUCACUUUUCAUCUCAUUUCAAAACAGCACACACACACACACACACACACACACACACACACACACACACACACACCUCUGUUUCUCUUCCUCCUGUCCCUCUACACCUGCUCUGGUCCAGAAAUGAGACUGGAUUUCCUGGACAACAAGGAUUUUCUAUCAAACAGAGCACAAAUGUUGGAAGGAGAAAGCAGACUCACAAAAUUUUAAGAUACAGAGGUUGAAAAGAAAAGUCAUGCAAUUUUUCUCUUUUUUUAUUUACAGCGAUCAAGCACUUUGCAAUUUCUCGAUUAAACUGUGCAAGAUGGUUUGUUUUUCAACUGUUACUUUGUGCUGACCUUUAUGCACUUUUUGAAAGAGGUCGUGGUUAUUCUGUGUGUUAAAUUUGUUCAGGUUGUGAUGCUAAAGUUUCUUGGUUGUGGGUGUUUGUUUGUCAUUGUACACAUACUGUAUGUGUGUGGAGGCUUGACAGAGGAUGUUGGAUUGAAUAGAAACAAAUUAGAAGUUCGACAGAUUAGAUACAUUCCCAGAAACUGGAGUGUCGAGAUAAAAUCCGGCGCAGGGUUCAAGACCUUCUGCAAACUGUUAUAGGUUAAAGCAAUAAGAUGAUCAUUCUCUGUAGGCUUGUAGAUAGGCAAGUGGUUCAUUUUUUAUGUUUCGGAUGAAAAUAUAUGAAAUAAACACAUUGAUAAUGUUUUUUAACAGAGCUAGCCAUGAUCUGUUCUGGCCUUUGGAUUACCACAUCAGGUGCCAGUUUCACAAAGAUAGACUUUGAAUGGCUUCGAUCAAACUGUUCAGACUUAAGACAGAUGUCAAAAUUCAUCCAUCGCACAAAGCUGUCCAGGUCUUGACUUCUUAAGUGGGACUAAUUUGCAAUGAACUGUGGGUAAAUACUAUUUUGUACGCCAGAAAAAGUUUUAGUACAUCCCAAUCAGAUGCAGGAUGCCAAAGUACCAGGAUGUCAUUCUGCAUCCAGUCACAUUUGGCUUUGUUCGAACAAGCAUGCUUUUGUAGUUAUUCUGACCCACAAUCCCCUGCACAGCAGACGAUACAUCACAUCGACUAAACUGCUGAGAGCAGAGGUGCAUGCAAAGUGUUGGCAGGCAUUGCAAAUAGCAAACUUUUUGUUUUUACUUUCAAAUUUCGCUGCGACAGAUGUAUAAACAAGAGGGUCAAAGUUCAAGGCGUUAUGACAAAUCACUAUGUCCCAUUGUAUGCAUACUGCAUGCAACCGUCGUACUCUAUGAGGGCAGCUGCAGUACACACUGAAAGAGAAUAAGUAUGUGAUUUGGACUCUUCAAAUUCAAAAUGGCUGACCGAGCAACUGCAUCAUUUUUUCUCAUCACAGUUCAGCCCUGUUACAGGCUCAGGAGAGUUUCUCAGGACUAAUGAAGACAACUGACCACGCCCUCACUGCUGUAGAUUUACCAGAAACUCUUUCUCUUCUUAUUACUCGUUCCACAAUUAAGAGCCAUGUUUUCCUGUUUUUAGGUAUUUGGUGCCGCUCGUCAGCAGGUGUCAGUAUUGUUACCUUGCAAACAUGGCUCUUAAUUCAGCCCAGCGGUAGAAUAGGUCAGUCUAACUUGUGUUUGCCGCACAGACCAGUCUGACCUAUCUUUGUGAAACUGGCCUCAGAGUCGGCCGUGUGAGUGUUGAACAAACGCUCCGGCUGACUGAACUGAAAUCAGCAGAACAAUCAAUUCUCAACUGGAUGUUGUAACAGAGUGAAUUUGUAAAUUAAUAGAAAAUAAAUCCAUUUGAUACAUCAGCCUCCGUUUGUAAAUGACAGAAGAACUGAUGAUCUAAUUGAAAGAUGUUAUCGCAGGGUAAAGCUGAGUCAAUCAAUCAAUCAAAACUAAUCUCAUACCACCAGCAUUUUUUAACUGUUUGUACCGGUCAAACCUUAGAAACCAAAUGCUGUCAAAUGAUCUCACAUCUCAUUCCCACCUUGUCAUUCCAGGUUUGGCGUCUCCUCCGUGCAUGAACUGUAAAACAAAAACAAAAACAAAAAAAGCUUUUAUACUUCUGUUUUCAGCAUACUGGUUUCAUUUUGUGAAUGUUUUCAGUCCACACACCAAUGUUCUUUCGUUGUGCAUUUAGACCUCCUCUACCUCUCUCCCCUCAUCAUUCCCUUCACUUUCGCUUUGUUUGCAACUGCCAGGAACCCAUUUUCAGGUCAUUACAGUUUGUUGAAGGUGUACAUUAUGGUGUUUGUUGCCACUGUUUCAUUCUCAUUAGGUACAUCUGUAGGGGAGGACAGUGUUUGCGUCCAGCUUCUCACCAGGGGAAUGUACAGUGCGUCUAUGCCCUUGUUGCUUGUCUCAACUUAUUUGUUAAAGGACGAUUUUAGUAAUAAAAGUUUCAAU